AUGGCGCCCGCCCGCCAACCCCCGUCGCAGUUCAGCAAAGAUGAAAAGGUGCUCUGUUUCCACAUGGACAUGCUCUACGAGGCUAAGGUCACCGACGUACAACCUGCCGAGAAGCAGGGCGACGGUUGGCGCUACAAGGUACACUACAAGGGCUGGAAGGCCACCUGGGACGACUGGGUGCUUGCCGAUCGCAUCCGUCCGUUUGACGACGAGAAUCGCGAGCUCGCCGCACAGCUGCACGCGCAGCUACGCCAAAGCAUGGCAAAGAAUAGCAAGCAAGCCGGCGGCGGCGGCCCCGGAGGGCCAGGCGGUAAGAGAGGCGGCCUCCGCGGUGGUCCCGGCCCAGACUCAUCGGGAGGGCGCGGCAGCGAGGAGAGGGGAGGCUCUGUGGCGGCAGGAGGCGGCUUGGGCUUGGGCCUGGGACGCGGUGCUGGCGGCGGCCGCCGCGGUAAGGACUGGGAGCUGGAGACCGAGGACGCGUUCCACGCCAAGCCCAUGAUUAACAUCCCCGUGCCAGACCACAUCCAGGCGAUGCUGGUUGACGACUGGGAAAACAUCACAAAAAACAACCAGCUCGUGCCUUUGCCGCACGCCAAACCCGUCACCAAGAUAUUCCAAGACUAUGUCGCGUUUGAGCGGCCGCACCGCGAGGAGGGUUCCGCCAGCAUGGACAUUCUCGACGAGAUUAUUGCCGGCUUUAGAGAGUAUUUCGAAAAGUCUCUUAGCAGGAUACUGCUGUACCGCUUUGAACGCCAUCAGUACAUGGACAUCCGCAAGCUGUGGGACAAUCCCGACGAAAACGCAGAGUACAAGAAUGUCUGCGACGUAUACGGCGCCGAGCACCUCGCUCGCCUCGUCGUCUCCCUCCCCGAGCUACUGGCACAAACAAACAUGGACCAGCAGUCCGUGUCCCGUUUGCGCGAGGAAAUCGGCAAAUUUACCGUCUGGCUCGGCCGCAACUGCGAAAUUUACUUUGUCAACGAGUACGAAACGCCGUCACAGGAGUACAUUGAUAAGGCGCGCAGCUUCUAA
Messenger RNA from Beauveria bassiana ARSEF 2860, 1032 nucleotides. Its product is annotated as histone acetylase complex subunit. Gene Ontology annotation, cellular component: nucleus; Rpd3S complex; NuA4 histone acetyltransferase complex. Bases 1 to 1032 code for a protein of 343 amino acids. Gene Ontology annotation, biological process: chromatin organization; regulation of DNA-templated transcription. The record is from RefSeq and is a predicted model, not a curated record. The transcript has 3 exons. Lineage: Eukaryota; Fungi; Ascomycota; Sordariomycetes; Hypocreales; Cordycipitaceae.